Molecule: messenger RNA, 912 nt
Organism: Spinacia oleracea (spinach)
Lineage: Eukaryota; Viridiplantae; Streptophyta; Magnoliopsida; Caryophyllales; Amaranthaceae
Exons: 3
Coding region: 1-912 (303 amino acids)
Source: RefSeq, a predicted model, not a curated record
AUGUGUAGUAAAGGUGAUUUUCCCUCUGUGUAUCUUAUGCUUCAAGCUUUUAAGAUCUUCUCUGAUUCAACUGGUCUGUUGGCUAAUAAACAAAAAUCUACUAUCUACUACUAUGGUAUGUCUGAAAGUGACAGUACUAGAGUAGUGAAUGUCUCUGGUUUCACUAGGAGCAAUCUUCCUUUUAAGUACUUAGGAGUGCCUAUUUGUGCUAAAAGAAUCUCUGCAACUCAGUGUGAUGUUUUGGUGGAUAGAAUGAUCUCUAGAAUCAAAGUCUGGAGUUCUAGGAAUUUUUCAUAUACAGCUAGAAUGCAACUCAUAAAUUCUGUCCUGCUUACCCUUCACAUUUCCUGUUGUGAUAAGAAAUAUGGUGGUCUUGGUUUCAGAGAUGUGUUCAAUUGGAAUACAGCUAGUAUGGGAAAGUGUGUUUGGGCCAUUGCCUCCCAGCAAGACAAUGUAUGGAUUAAAUGGGUAAAUGCAGUUUAUGUUAAAGAUGGGGACUGGAUUGGAAAAGGAUAUGCGCUACAAAAGAGAUGCUCAAACUGGUGUACACUCAGGCAGAAGAAGAUUAUUGGUGCAAAACCUCUGAUUCAUUGGGACAGUAUGGUGUGGAAUAGGAUGAACAUUCCCAAGCAUAUAUUCAUAUGUUGGUUGGCUGUGCAGGGUAGGCUCCAAACCACUGCAAAAUUGGCAAGAAUAGGUGUUUGUGCUUCAGCAACCUGUUUAUUAUGUGGUCAGUUUGAUGAGGAUCAUGCCCACUUAUUUUUUGACUGUCCUUAUAGUAAAAGGUGUAUCAUGGCUCUUAAUGACUGGUUGAGUAUCUCUUCUAUCUCUUGUAACCUUCACCAACUUCUGAGAGUGACAGGACAUAGUAGAUUGACGAAAUUCAGGAAGCAAGUGGUGUUGCAGUCUUAG